Anthonomus grandis grandis is the source of this 4182-nucleotide messenger RNA. RefSeq names its product tRNA-specific adenosine deaminase 1 (gene Adat1). Lineage: Eukaryota; Metazoa; Arthropoda; Insecta; Coleoptera; Curculionidae. The transcript has 4 exons. The record is from RefSeq and is a predicted model, not a curated record. Gene Ontology annotation, molecular function: adenosine deaminase activity; RNA binding. Gene Ontology annotation, biological process: RNA processing. The coding region runs from base 24 to 1181 and encodes 385 amino acids.
UUAAUUUCAGUUCAAAAUGGAAAAUGUCCCCCAAUAAAAUUGCCGAUUUAUCUGUGACCCUCUAUAAUUCUCUACCGAAAACCGGUAAACCAAAAGGAAACGAAUGGACGAUUCUAUCUUCUAUCGUCCAAGAGGGACCAAAUGGUAAUUUUACGGUGGUAUCUUUGGGCACCGGAUCUAAAUGCAUUGGACAAUCGAAGAUGUGCCCCAAUGGGACAAUUCUGAACGACAGUCAUGCGGAGGUAAUAUGCCGAAGGGGCUUUAUAAGGUACUUACUUAGCGAAAUUAACCCGGCCUCUAAAAUUUUUAAUUUAAAUAAGCAAACCAAUAAAUUUAUCCUGAAAAACGGAAUCAAAUUUCACUUUUUUACUACUCAUGUACCUUGUGGAGACGCGGCGAUAUUUCCCAAAGAUAGUGAGGAGGAUUGCGGGCGGAUACUUCGUUAUAAUAACUCGAAUGUUGAGCCAGCAAAUAAAAAGAGGAAAAUUGAGGAGGAUAUAUAUCGAACAGGGGCCAAAUGCCUAAGAAAUGAUUUUAGGCAAGACCCAAAAGGUGAGGGCCAAGAUUACCAUGUGUUAGGGGCAGUGAGAAUAAAACCAGGCAGAGGGGAUCCUACUCAGUCAGUGUCUUGCAGUGACAAACUGGCUAAAUGGUGCCAUCUGGGGCUCCAGGGAGCCCUCCUAAUGCAUUUUUUGGAAAUCCCUGUUUAUUUUGAAACAUUUGUGAUUUUAACAGGCACCCCUUUUUCUUGUGAGGCCCUUGAAAGAGCUUUGUCGAAGAGGCUUGGAGAUGUUAAACUUAUUAAGCCUUAUAAAAGACAUGUACCAUUCAUUUGUGUGGCAGAUAAAGUGGAUUUUUGUCAUAAAAAGUCUGAUGGAAAGCAACCAUGUGAUACCAGCAUAAUUUGGUUCAUUGAAGGGGAGGAAAAGGUCUUAGAGGUAGCAGUGAAUGGAAGGAGGCAAGGUGUCACAAAGAAACAGCUUCUAAAAAAAGGGAACUUGACAGUUUGCAAAAGUGACAUAUUUAAAGUGUUUUUGAAGAAAUUUGACAAAGAGAAUGUUAGUUAUAAGGAAGCCAAGGAGUCAAGCAGAAAUUACCAGAAUAAUUGGGGCAUUUUAAAAGAAAGCUUUGGUGCUUGGACAUUAAAGGAUCCUGCCUUGUUGGAGUUUAAUGUAACUUAGGUACAGGAUGGUCCGGAAAUUACAUCUCUCAAAAUUUUUAAUCAUCUCCCAUGUAGAUUAAAGAGAGCUAAGACUCUUCCAACUUUUAAGAGGGCUCUUAGGACCAUGUUAGCUGACUGUCCUUUUUUACUCGUUGACAGAGUUCUUUUACUCUAGAUUUAUUGACUAAAUUAACACAUUGAGCUCCGCGUGCCCACCGGUGGGCACAUCGCAUCGCUUAUUCAGGGACCGCGUGCUCACCCGUGAGCAUGGAUUACAUUGAUUCUGCCUAACGACUGGUCUGGUCCCAGGAUGAGCCAAAAAAUAUAUUGGGUUGGGCAGUUUGGAUAGUUUAGGUAUUUAGUUUAUAAGAGUAGAAAAAAACAACAUUUGAGUUAAUAUACCAUGUUAUAUUACCUUAAAACAGAAAAAAUACUCUUAAAACUUAAAAAUAAAUUGUCAUAAAAAAACAAUCGUUUUCUUAUGUAACCAAAACUUAAAAUACCAUAAAAAUGACUAACCUAAAUAUAAUAAAACUUACUAAAACGACCUAACGUUUGACGAAAUACACACUGCCACAAAGAAACUGCUGACACUAAAGUUUUAAGCCAAAUGUUUUUGGAAGCAAGUAAUACAAAGGGGAAUAUUACACGGUACACAAAUUGUAUUGACCUUUUUCGCAUUUUUUCCAUUGUGAGCCAUUGACAUGGUGCUGUAGCAUUUAGUGCAUCUCUUUCGAGUAACUCGUUUUUGGCCUUCCACUUCCUUCAACGUGCAGCGUUGCGUUCUUGACGUGGAAAGACGAGAAACAGUAUUAAGUUUUUCGUCGUUUUCAACGAGACCUGAAACUACCUCUUCUUUGAAAGUGGUGAUGCUGAUUUUUUUCUUGUUUAUUUUAUUGUAAAGAUGUAACGCGUUUACUAUUGUUGUAGCAGUAAUGAGAUGAAACACACACUAGGCGUUUGUACCAUUUUGAAGUACGCCUUAGAAAAGGCGCGUAUGCUGACAUUUGAUCCGACAAGUCGAUAAAGGCCUUGCCCUGAUUAUAGUCAACAAUUACUUUCGGUUUAAUAACUUCCUUUCCUUUCUUUGCUAAAGUAACGGUAGAAUCAUCGUGUUUGGUGCUUGGCAUGAUGACGUCUCUCUUAUCCUUCCACUUCAGGACUACAGUUUUGUCAUUAUCUUGCCGAGCUACAAUUCCACUUCGAUUCAACUUUUCCUUUAUUACUUCCUGAGGAUUACCUUUGCGGUUUGCUCUAAUUGUACCAACUAAAUGCGUUUUUCGGUCAAUCAGUCUUUUGGCUAAUGAUACGCUCGUGUACCAGUUGUCAGUGUAAAGUGUGCGGCCACUGUCCAAAAGACCUUCCAUCAAUUCCAUGACUACCUUUUCAGAAACUGCAAAUUCACCUGAUUUUUCUCUGCCGGUAUAUACUUUGAAAUCCCAGGUGUAUCCUCCAGAUACAUAACUUGAAAAUAUAGCGGUGUCGCUUAUUGGGUAUAUAUUGUCUGAAAUAAAUGCGUCCUCGAAACGGGACGUUACUCUCGUCGAUACAAAUGUCUUUUUCGGGCAUGUAGGAGGACUUAAAUUUCUUUUGCAGCAUGUCGAGAAAUUCGGAUAUUUUGUAAAGUCGGUCAUCAGAGGGUCUGUCCUUCUCAUUAUCACUUACAUGGAACAUGCCCAAAAUACCUUCAAAUCUGUUUCUACUCAUAAUUGUGGGUAUGCGAUUUUGGUACAACGAUUUGGUUGACCAAUAAUCCCGUAACUGAGGCAUUGGAAGAAGGCCCAUCCAUAAUAAAAUGCCAAAAAAUUUUCGCAUUUCUACGGGAUUGGUAUCCACCCAUUUCGGCACCUUGGUCUUCCGGUUUGGAUCUGCUAUUGCCGCAACAAUUCUCUGUGAAGCAAACCUAUUGGUUUCAGUCACAAAUAGAUUAAUCAUCUCAUCGUCGAUAAAAUAGUUAAAGAAUUCAGUUGGUUCUUUCCCUGCAAAGUCUGCACUAACAGCUGGAACAACACCAACAUUCUGAGGGCUUUCACUGAAAGACAGUCGGUUUCCUUGAACGUGAUCCCAUUUUUGCUUAGUAGUCAAAGUCGCUAGAGGUAAGUUAUCGUCUAGAUCUUCGCCUUCGGAUAAUAAUAUGGCAGAAUUAUCUGUGAUCAGAUAGAUCACUUUUAACAGGAAUAAAAUCUUUAUCUACGAGCGAAUCAUCUGAAAAUCCCGUAAUUUCGUCUUCUAUUAUAUCUCUUGACUCGUCGUCGGACAGAUUCUCCAGCUCCUUUGCCAACUCCUGAUCCGAUAGAUAUUUCUUAGCCAUAUUUGCUUAACUAUGAAACAAAAAAACACAUUAAAGCUAGUGUCCACGGGUGGGCAUUCGGUCCCAAAAUGUAAAAUAGCAUUCUGGGACCACGUGCCCACCCGUGGGUCACCGCAAAAAAAUUACGAAAACAGGCAAAAGUUGACAGAGUAUUGAUCCACAAAACAUCAUAAACUGCAAAAAAAAUUACUAUUAACAAAAAAUAUCCAGAAUGAAAAUUUGGUCCCUGGAAGUAAAAUCCAAAUGCCCACCGGUGGGCACGCGGGGCUCAACUUUGUUUCCUUUCAUAUCUUUGUAAUUUUAUACUAUUUUUAUUAGCAUUGUAGUUUUUUAUUGACAAUUCCUAUACAUUGUUAUGAUGUCUUAAAUUGUCUUUUCUCAAUCUCCGUAUAUUUUUCCAUAAAAUGCUGAAAUAGGUUAUCAAUCAAUUCAAUUGGCGAACACUUGUGUACAUUUUUAAGAGUCUGAUCAUCUUAAUUCUUGAGUUAUAUUACAAUGUAGUAGUAAUAAUUAUUCUUUAUACAUAAUUGAAGCAAAUAAGGCCACAAUAAAGAACAAUAAUAAUAAAAUACUUAUUAAGUUUAAAGUAAACUAGAAUAUACAAAAAAAUAUUUGCCUAAAUUUAACAAUAAGAAUAUCUACAUACAAUAGAAAUAAAAUAACAAAUUUAAUUCAAUAAAAAACAAAAAUAAAAUAUCUCAUAUGCUUA